CUCUAUUUACACUGUGAAAAAUAAGGGACACGAACAGAGCUGCGGAGCCAUAGGGAGAAAGUAGUGCAGGCAAGAAGGACCUGGGAAUUGAAGGCAGCAGAUGCUGCAGGAAACAGGGAGUAGUGGUGCAACUGAGUGUGAGGAGCACCACAGCAGGACAAUGGGCAGCAAGGAGCCCAGGAAGACCAGAGGGACUGUUUCAGGUCUGUACUGAUGGACACUGUGCUUCGCUUUCAUCAGCAUGACUGCUGCCAUCAAUGCAUGCAGUCUGCUUCCCUCUUUUGAACCUUCUACACCUGUCAGCCAAGGAGCUCUGCUUGCCAGCACCCAAUGGGACCAAGGAGGGUGCCUGAGACAUACAACAGUCGCUCAGCAACUCUCUGUCUCCUGAGGAGGACAGCCUAACUACCUGCACCAGCCUCCGGGGUUGCUCUCGGCACAGCUGGAGGUGCACCUAACCUGUAGAUCUCCUUCAGCAAGCCUCUGAAAACUCCGUCUCUGAGUGCACAGGGUGUGCUGACCCACCACAGCGGGACAGUGCAGGACAAAGGCCGAGCUAAAGGGACAUGGCAUCCAAUUAUUGAUCCCUGAGGAGACCUUGAGCUUGGAUACCCCUGAUGGAGGCCGAGGAACAGGAGGAAGAUGCCAGCUCCCUUUCAAAGAGUGAUUCAGAGACUAACUCACGUGUCUACCUCCGCUAUGUGUCUCUUGGAAUAGUCUUUCUCUUGCUGGCUGGAGCUGCUGCAGCAACAUGGUACUUCCUAGACUACAGACCAUGGCACCUGGAACCAACCAUCCUGCAGUUUUACUCUGGCAGUCUUCAGGUCCUCAAUCGCCGAUACUUCUCAGAGCUUGGACAGGUGGAAUCCAGAGCCUUCUGGCUGGAGUCAGCUAAACUCCAGAACAUGUUGAAAGAUCUCAUUCAUUCCACAGAGCUGGGUCGAUAUUACAACUCAAGCACAGUGUAUGCCUUUGGGGAGGGGGCUCUGACCUUCUUCUUCUGGUUUACCCUCCAAAUUCCUGAGAGUCAGCAGAAGGAGAUGACUGCUGAGAGGGUAAAUGCAGUGCUCCACCAAGAGCUUACCAACAGCUUCAACAGUUCGGGCAGCCUGUCCUACCAGGCAGAGUACAGGGUCAACCCAGACUCGCUGAUUCUGCUGGAAUCCACUGUGAAAGACAUAGUAGUGCUGAAAUCCACUCUGGGUUGCUACAGAUACAGCUACGUCCAGGAGGAUGACUUUCUAACACUGGAGGGCCCUGACUACCUGGCCUCCAGUUGUCUUUGGCACCUCCAUGGCCUCGAGGGCUACAUGAUCAAGCUACGCUUAGAGUGGACUCUGCCAGACUGCAGGGACCGCCUGGCUAUGUAUGAUGCAGCUGGUCCCCUGGAGAAACACCUCAUCACCUCGAUCUAUGGCUGCAGCCGGCAGGAGCCUGUUGUGGAAGUCCUUUCAUCAGGCCCUGUCAUGUCCAUUGUGUGGAAGAAAGCCCUGUACAGCUACUAUGACCCCUUCAUCCUUUCAGCACAGGUGGUGCCCCUCAAAGCCUGUGGAGUGAAUAUAACCCUGCGGGAAGGCCUGGACUUGCAGGGGAAGAUCAGCACGCCACAUUACCCCAGUUACUACUCGCCCAAUACCCAGUGCACCUGGCACAUGUCGGUCCCAUCCCUUGACUAUGGGGUCACUCUGUGGUUUGACGCUUAUGCACUCAGCAGACAGAAGCAGGACCUGCCCUGUACACAAGGCCAGUGGAUAAUUCAGAACAGAAGGUUGUGCGGCCUGCGGACCCUACAAGCUUAUGCCGAGAGGAUCCCAGUCACAUCCUCUGCUGACAUUGCCAUCACCUUCACCUCGCAAAUCUCCUUAACUGGCCCCGGCGUGCAGGCAGCUUACAGCCUGUACAACCAAUCUGAUCCCUGUCCCAGAGAGUUCCUGUGUUCAGUGAAUGGCUUGUGCGUCCCAGCCUGUGACGGAAUCAAAGAUUGCCCCAAUGGGCUGGAUGAGAGAAAUUGUGUGUGCCCUGCAAAGUUCCAGUGCCAAGAGGACAGCACCUGCAUUGAGUUCAGCAGGGUCUGCAAUCAGCAGCAGGACUGUGUCAAUGGGAGCGACGAAGAGCACUGCAAUGAAGUGGUCCCCUGUGGUCCUUUCACCCACCGCUGUGACGAUGGGACCUGUGUGAAGAAACCCAACCCGCUGUGUGAUGCCACUGUGGACUGCAAGGACCUGUCUGAUGAGAAGCACUGUGACUGUGGGCUGCAGGCCCCUCUCAGCAGGAUUAUCGGCGGUGCUAACUCUGUGGAAGGAGAAUGGCCAUGGCAAGCCAGCCUGCAAGUCCGGGGACGACACAUUUGUGGGGGAACGCUCAUUGCUGACCGCUGGGUGGUCUCAGCUGCACAUUGCUUCCAAGAUGAGAGAUUGGCUUCUCCCUCUGUUUGGACCAUUUACUUGGGCAAAUAUUUCCAAAACACCACCAGCCACACAGAGGUGUCCUUCAAAGUGAUCCGCCUCUUCCUCCACCCUUAUUAUGAGGAGGACAGUCACGACUAUGAUGUGGCCCUGCUCCAGCUGGACCAUCCUGUGAUCAUCUCACCCUACAUCCAGCCCAUCUGCUUGCCUGCCACUUCCCACCUCUUUGAGCCUGGCCUUCACUGCUGGAUCACUGGCUGGGGAGCACUCAAGGAAGGUGGGCACAUUAGCAAUAUCCUGCAGAAGGUGGAUGUGCAGAUCAUCCAGCAGGACAUCUGCAGCGAGGCCUAUCACUACAUGAUUUCUCCCAGGAUGCUCUGUGCUGGCUACAACAAGGGCAAGAAGGAUGCCUGCCAGGGUGAUUCUGGAGGUCCACUGGCCUGUGAGGAGCCCAGUGGCAGAUGGUUUCUGGCUGGUUUGGUCAGCUGGGGAAUGGGGUGCGGGCUUCCAAAUUACUAUGGAGUGUACACCAGGAUCACUCAAGUUCUGGGCUGGAUAAACCAAACCAUGAGCUGAGAAACACACACCUCUACUUUCUCCUUAUCAGAUCUACGCUCAUAAUGGCACUCAUUCCUGACCUUGCUCAUUUGCCUCUCAAAGAAAGAGAGUUUCUGUACGGGAUGUUGUCAGCCUCAGGAUGCUCUUUUGAGCAGGGUGAAAAGAAAACACAAAAGCUUGCAUUGGGGACUGCAAAGGAAAGCAGGCAUAGCCAUGUACAAGAAGAGCUGAACUUUCCAUGAACCAUGUGAUUCAGCCACAGUCUUACGCUGGAACGUCUGCUGAAAGAAAAUGUGACUGAUGUAGUUAGAGAUUCCAGUAACUGUGAAAUCAAUCUCCCUCCCUCUUCCUUCCUGCUGCUCAUUCUUCUUCCUCCUUCCCCUCCCAUCACUCCUCCUCUUCCAUCUUCCUAAUUGCUUAUUUUCUUAGCUGGUGUGUGCUGUUCAGCUCCGCCAGGCAACUCUUCACGUCUCACUGACUCUCAUACACAAGUUCAGCAUCAUGCCCUGCCUCCCUGCUGGAACAGCACCCAGCUGCUGCUCUUGGAGCCCCUCAGAAGAUCCCAGGCCUGCAGUAAAACUAUUAGAGCAUCCCUCCUAUUCUCUUCCUUCGGCCCUUCUGAACACCUUCAACAUGAGGAAUUCUCAGCUGCUUCAGAAUCCUAACUCAGAUAAUCCAGGAGGUGAAGGAGAAGACUUAGGGGCACAGUGCUUUAGAAAGUGACUGCUAUGGGAUUGGCUGUUUUUUACUGAAGAUAAACAUAUACACAUACAUAUAUAUAUAUAUAUAUGCAUAAGUAGGUAUAUGUAUAUAUAUAACAUGGCCACUCUG
Molecule: messenger RNA, 3794 nt
Organism: Meleagris gallopavo (turkey)
Lineage: Eukaryota; Metazoa; Chordata; Aves; Galliformes; Phasianidae
Gene: TMPRSS6
Product: transmembrane serine protease 6
Biological process (GO): proteolysis
Molecular function (GO): protein binding; serine-type endopeptidase activity
Source: RefSeq, a predicted model, not a curated record